AUGCAAGGCAUGCAAGGGCAACAACCAACUGCUCCUGCUCCUACUCCUCAGGCUGCAGUAGGGCCUGACUUUCGUGCCUUCUUUCGGAUGGAUCCGCCAGAGUUCUUGGGUGGCUUAGAUCCUGUGAUUGCGCAUGAUUGGCUAUAUGCUAUGGAGAUGAUAUUCCAGGAUAUUCAGUGCACAGAAGAAGAGAAUGUGAUCUUUGCUGCUCAGAAAAUGAAGGGACCAGCAGGUAGAUGGUGGAAUACGGAGUCUACGUAUUUCACUAACCGGGGGAUUCCAAAGGAUUGGCAACAUUUCAAGACAGCUUUCUUGGAGAAGUACUACCCCAACAGUGUGCGUGCUUUGAAGGAGCGUGAGUUUCAGUCCUUCAAACAAGGCAACAUGUUGGUAUCUGAAUAUGCUGAGAAGUUUGAGGACAUGGCUGCCUAUUCCAGACAAGCAGCUUAUGCACCAGAUGAGUUGUGGAAGAUUGAUCAGUUCCUCAUGGGGCUGAAUGCUGAUAUUGUGCACAGUGUGUCUCAAAGGGAGUUUACCACCUAUGCUGAGUGUUUGAGGCAAUGCUAUGUUGCCGUGAACACAUUGAAGAGAGUCCAAGAUGAAAGAGAACAGAAUAAGCCGGUUCAUAGGGAACAAGGAAGGUCGGGGCAGCAUCUGAAAACUCGCAAUUUCCCGCCUAUGAAGAGACAAGUUCAUGGUGAUCGCUCUACUCAACCUCCUUGGUGUUGCAAGUGUAACAGGAAGCAUUAUGGAGAUUGUAAGACAGCCUCAGUGAAAUGCUACAAGUGUCAAGAGUUCGGUCAUUUUAGGAAGGAUUGUCCUGUGCGAGAUGCUCCCGAAAGGACUCCAGGUCGUGUUUACACCUUGGACGCUAGGAAGGCCCAAGGGAACACUAAUCUUAUUGCUAGUACGUGCUAUGUCAAUAACCAACCUUUGUUUGUGCUAGUUUAUUAUGGAGUACCACAUUCCUUUAUUUCUUAUCCUUGUGUACGGAGGCUUGGUUUUGAGACGAGUCUUCUUCCUAAUCCUAUGAUUAUCUCAUCGGCUACGGACGAUGUAGUAGAAGCUCGAGAAUUUUGCAAGGAGUGUUCUAUUACCUUCAAUGGUCGUAGAUUCGUGAUUGAUCUCAUUUGUCUACCUCUUAAGAAGAUCGAUGUAAUACUUGGUAUGGACCGGUUGUCAGCUAACUCGGUGUACAUCAGUUGUAAAGAGAAGGCUAUCUUCAUUCCUGCUGAGGAGACUACAUCAACCGAUGCCAUUGAACAUCUUCUUGAAGUUUCAGUUUCCCCUUAUAGGAUGUCUCCUACAGAGCUAAGAGAGUUGAAGAGCCAGUUAGAAGAGUUGUUGGCGAAACACUUCAUUUGUCCUAGUGUUUCUCCAUGGGGAGCUCCAAUUUUGUUGGUAAAGAAAAAGGAUGGUAGUAUGCAUUUGUGCAUCGACUAUCGUCAGCUGAACAAG
Molecule: messenger RNA, 1458 nt
Organism: Vicia villosa (hairy vetch)
Lineage: Eukaryota; Viridiplantae; Streptophyta; Magnoliopsida; Fabales; Fabaceae
Exons: 2
Molecular function (GO): nucleic acid binding; zinc ion binding
Source: RefSeq, a predicted model, not a curated record